Molecule: messenger RNA, 2647 nt
Organism: Dendronephthya gigantea
Lineage: Eukaryota; Metazoa; Cnidaria; Anthozoa; Malacalcyonacea; Nephtheidae
Product: integrator complex subunit 13-like
Exons: 21
Coding region: 127-2262 (711 amino acids)
Biological process (GO): regulation of mitotic cell cycle; centrosome localization
Cellular component (GO): integrator complex
Source: RefSeq, a predicted model, not a curated record
UAAGACCUGGUUACAAAGCAGCCAUAAUGGCAGUCUUCCAUUUCCAGUCUUGUAGAAGACAAAUAAUCAAAAAUGGAUAAGGAUAACAUGGUUUUCCCUUAAGGAUAUCAUUAUUUUUUCUUCACUAUGCACUCGAACACGUUAAAUAGUUCCAGUACAUUUAAAAAAACAACCGUUAUCCUAGAUCGAAAACCGCUAUUCUUGUCCUAUUCCAAAGUAUCAAUUGACCUCGAGGGUGGUCAGAAGACGAAAGGCAAUUCAAGAUCGAGUGCAAAUGGCUUGUUGAUUUAUAAAACAGUAUGGACAUGUAUGGUCGAAGCGUCUGUUGAGUACUGUAGAGUUGUCUAUGACCUUUUUCCUGCCCAGAAUUUGGUCAGGUUGAUUGUUUCAGAUACAACAAGUCAUUCCAUUAAUUCUUGGGCAGAAAAAGAUCAAUGUGUAUCCCAGGUUUUGAAGCCUCUUGCAGCUCUAAGAUCUAACAACUUUCCAGAUUUGGAAGAUGAAUUGUCAGUAACCCAUGGGUUGAUUGAGGCCCUUCGAUCUUUUGUGGAUAAUACUGGGCAGAAGAAACGAGUUAUCAAUGAUACUGAUAAUAAAGGAAGAAUUAUAUGUCUAACUUCCUUUGCGAGUGAUAAGGAGUUGAACGAAGUUGUUGGUGUUUUGUGCAAGACAUUCAAAUCUCUCUCAGAAUCUGCGAAGUCAAGCAGUUCACCGCCAUUACACUAUGUUGAUGUUGUGUUUAUUCAUAUUCCUCAAAGUGGUGAAGGUGGGAAACUCAGUGAAAAGACAUUCAAGCCAAUGUCAAAUAUAACAGUAUCAGUCCAGAUUAUGAAAUCUUCACAACUCGUCUCAAAAAUGACUUCAUUAGUACAGAGGCAUUUUAAUUUGAAAUCAACUAUUGUGACUGGUAUUCCAAUGAAGGAGGAGCAACAUGCUGGAGGUCCAAUAAAUUAUGAUGUAGAGUUAUAUCACAGUGCUGAUGUUCAUUAUGAAUUGGACAUGUUUAAUAUUUACUGUACGGAUAUAUCAGGACCAUGUGAACUUUCUCAACGACAUGAAAUCUUAAAAGACACUGUCACAUUAAAAUGGUGCACAACUCCAAAAACAAGUAAUAAUAUGGAUUUACAACAUUGUAUUGGAGCUUAUAGAUUUACAGUUGCUGAGGUUAAUAGCCGUCCUGCAGCCUGCCUUGUUACUUUUCUCCUACAAGGAAGGAAUGUAUUUCUAGAACAGCCUAAGAAGUCUGGGAAUAAAGUUAUUUCACAUGUAUUGACCAGUCAUGCUGGUGACCUUUACAUUCAUUGUCUUGGUAAUAACAGAUGUCCUUUAGAAGAACCCCCUUCCAUUAGUGAGGGAUGUGGAGGACGAGUUACAGAUUAUAGGAUAAAUGACUUUGGAGAGUUCAUGAAAAAUAACAGACUCGCACCUCUAACUGGGACAAAACCAAAAGGAAUAAUACCAUUGGAAAAAGCCACAUCUCGACUGGAACGUUGUACCAGAAUGUGGCCAAUGGUCAUCAGCGAUACUCUCCUUUUCAAUUUAACAACGCAUUUAGAACCACUAAUAACGAUCAUAUUCAAAGAACAUUUAACGGAAGAAGAUGUCAAUGAUUGCACGAGGGUGAUUAAUCGACUACAAGCUAUGGAGAGUCGAAAUGAGCCACUUCCUGUUAGCUCUGUGGGAUUCACUCGAGGCAAAGGGCCGAAACGUGCUGAACAAUAUCAACAAUUGUGGGCGGAAAUGGACACGUUUCUUAAGAUUACAAGCACAACAUCUAAAAUGCAUGCGAGAGUUUAUAAUUAUAUUCUUGGUGGUGAUCCGGAGAAUGACGAAGAAAAUUCCAAUGAUUCAAUGUCGAUUCAGAACGAAAACGAUGAAGUGUCCAGAAUUAGUCAGGCAUGGAAGGAAUUGGACAGUUAUCGUAACAUGUCGGAACGAGAGAGAUCCGACUUUUUGAGUGGAGAUAAAAACAACGAUCAUUUUUACAAACGAGCCCAGACAACACCACCUGUAGAUAGUACACCUGCAAAGAAAUCAACUGGAUCUCUUCCUCAGUUGUCAUAUAAAACAGGAGGAUCUAAGGCGUCCUUACUAAGUAUGUGGUGCAGUAGAAUGGACGCCAUUGCCGCCUCGAGACACGAAGAAUUUGAAGGACGUUCAGCGGCAUCAGGAAAUCAAGCGGAACUUUACACUGAACUUGCAACAACAGAGACAAACAGUGCUCGAAGUACGCCUGUUGGCGCCGAAUGGAACAUGUCGUGAUUUUUCACACGAACGUUGCCAAGCACAGAAUCUUGACUAACUACUUCUAAUACCUAUAUGCAAUGGGAUUGCACAUAUUUAAAUUUGGAUUAAUAUGAAUUUCAUAUUGUAAAAUACUUUUUAAAACCUAAAUGGCAGUAUAGGAACUAAAUUUCCACAGUUCUAUACAUAACACUCCUGAUGAAACAUUACAUGAAAUUCAAUCUGCCAAUACGCGCACGAUGGAAAAAUGAAAGAAAUAAAACAGGGCACAAAACAUUCCAUUUUAAUAAACACAACAAAACAACUAUUUUUUGAAAAACGUAAAAACUGUAAAUCGCGAACUCGUGGUUUAGUAUGACAAUCGAUAUCAGCUGUAAAAGUUUUUUUCUCAUUCUACUUUCAC